AUGUCCUCCAUCCUGCCUUUCACUCCUCCCAUCGUCAAGCGGCUGCUGGGCUGGAAGAAAGGGGAGCAGAACGGGCAGGAGGAGAAAUGGUGCGAGAAGGCGGUGAAGAGCCUGGUGAAGAAGCUGAAGAAGACCGGGCAGCUGGACGAGCUGGAGAAGGCGAUCACCACCCAGAACAUCAACACCAAGUGCAUCACCAUCCCCAGAUCGUUAGAUGGCCGGCUCCAAGUGUCCCAUCGGAAGGGUCUUCCCCAUGUGAUCUACUGCCGGCUGUGGAGAUGGCCAGACCUUCAUAGCCACCAUGAGCUGCGGGCCAUGGAGAUGUGCGAGUAUGCCUUUAACAUGAAGAAGGAUGAAGUCUGUGUGAAUCCUUACCAUUACCAAAGAGUGGAAACCCCAGUGUUACCUCCAGUGCUGGUGCCUCGGCACACAGAGAUCCCAGCGGAGUUCCCGCCGUUAGACGAUUAUAGCCAUUCUAUUCCAGAGAACACUAACUUCCCAGCAGGUAUUGAGCCACAGAGCAACUACAUUCCAGAGACACCUCCUCCAGGCUAUUUGAGUGAGGAUGGAGAAACAAGUGACCACCAGAUGAACCCCAGCAUGGAUGCAGGUUCUCCAAACUUAUCACCAAACCCCAUGUCUCCAGCACACAAUAAUCUGGAUCUGCAGCCUGUUACCUACUGCGAGCCGGCGUUCUGGUGCUCGAUAUCCUACUAUGAACUCAACCAGCGAGUGGGAGAGACUUUCCACGCCUCUCAGCCCUCUAUGACCGUGGAUGGUUUCACUGACCCAUCUAACUCGGAACGUUUCUGCCUUGGUUUACUGUCCAACGUGAACAGAAACGCAGCAGUGGAGCUCACGAGACGACACAUUGGAAGAGGAGUAAGACUCUACUACAUUGGUGGAGAGGUGUUUGCCGAGUGCCUUAGCGACAGUGCCAUUUUUGUCCAGUCUCCCAACUGCAACCAACGCUACGGCUGGCACCCAGCUACAGUUUGCAAGAUUCCACCAGGAUGUAACUUGAAGAUUUUUAACAACCAGGAAUUUGCCGCUCUCUUGGCUCAGUCUGUGAAUCAGGGCUUCGAAGCUGUGUACCAGCUGACCAGGAUGUGCACGAUUCGGAUGAGCUUUGUCAAGGGAUGGGGAGCAGAAUAUAGGCGGCAGACUGUGACCAGUACUCCCUGCUGGAUUGAGCUGCAUCUCAACGGUCCUUUGCAGUGGCUGGACAAGGUCCUCACACAAAUGGGCUCCCCGAGCAUUCGCUGUUCCAGCGUCUCCUAAGGAAGCAUCUCCUGGGGAUGGGUGGGGGGAGCAAAGACUGGAAAAUGGAAUUGGCUUAACCCUUGGUAAAACACAUAGUAAACUAAUUCCCAGUUAUCGAAGUGAUGAGAAAACAAUCUGCUAAAAAGGAAGCGGGUUUGCUUUGUUUUGUUUUGUUUUCUAUAAACUAAAUACCCAUUUAAGCCACUUCCACUGAA
This is a messenger RNA of Nestor notabilis (Kea), 1478 nucleotides long. It is a transcript of the gene SMAD3, whose product is annotated as SMAD family member 3. The record is from RefSeq and is a predicted model, not a curated record. Gene Ontology annotation, cellular component: heteromeric SMAD protein complex. Lineage: Eukaryota; Metazoa; Chordata; Aves; Psittaciformes; Psittacidae. The transcript is spliced from 9 exons. Gene Ontology annotation, molecular function: RNA polymerase II cis-regulatory region sequence-specific DNA binding; DNA-binding transcription factor activity, RNA polymerase II-specific; I-SMAD binding. The coding region runs from base 1 to 1281 and encodes 426 amino acids. Gene Ontology annotation, biological process: transforming growth factor beta receptor signaling pathway; regulation of transcription by RNA polymerase II; BMP signaling pathway.